Molecule: messenger RNA, 393 nt
Organism: Caenorhabditis remanei
Lineage: Eukaryota; Metazoa; Nematoda; Chromadorea; Rhabditida; Rhabditidae
Exons: 4
Coding region: 1-393 (130 amino acids)
Source: RefSeq, a predicted model, not a curated record
AUGCCGAAAAAUCGAAAAAGAAAUGGGGAGUUAGUGGACGGCUGGUUUAUGAGAAAGAAAAAGAAUAUUCCCUCGUUGAAUGAGUCGAUAUUCUAUUGUAUCGAAAGAAGCACGAAAUAUCAGUGUCCUGCCGCUUACGGAGUUUCUAACACUACGAGGGCGGUUCGCUUAAUUCGGCCGCAUAUUAACCAUGAAAAGGAUAAAUUGGCGAACAAUGUAAAUCUGGGUCGUCAGCAUUUAAAAGAAAAUGCAAAUUCUGGAACUGUUCGCGAAGUCAUUGAUGAUAUGAGAUUUACAUUUGGAACCGAUACUUCUAUGAUGAUGGGCGAUUAUAACGCCAAAAGACGACUUGUUCAUUAUGAGAAAUCACAAUCGAAUUCCGAGAAAAAUUGA